GGCAAAGUCUCAAGGCAGAGUCUGAGCCCCAUUCCGCACCCCACCCUCUGUCUGGUACAGCCAACCAAACCAAAGUGCCCCAAGCCGUGACAUCCCGUCCGGCAGCUCCCAGGCCCCCGCCCUCCGCACGUCACGGCCGCCGGGUGCAGUGCCCCCUAGGGGUCCCUGCGGACGAGGAGGAAGCGCCAGGUUCUUCCAGCCGCCGCCUGCUCGCCUGGCACGCGCCUCGCCGCCCUCGGCAGCCGCAGUUCCGUGUCCCCUGAGGACCCGCAGCCUCGCGCCAUGGGCACGCGCCUGCCGCUCGUCCUGCGCCAGCUCCGCCGCCCGCCCCAUCCCCCGGGCCCGCCGCUCCGCCUCCGUGUGCCCUGUCGCGCCAGCAGCGGCGGCGGCAGCGGUGGCCGGGAGGACCUGCUCGGACAGCGGCGGCUGCUGGAUGGCCAGGCCCGGAGCAGCCGCAGCCCCGGCGGCCGAACGCCCGCGGCGCGGGACUCGAUCGUCAGAGAAGUCAUUCAGAAUUCAAAAGAAGUUCUAAGUUUAUUGCAAGAAAAAAACCCUGCCUUCAAGCCGGUUCUUGCAAUUAUCCAGGCAGGUGACGACAACUUGAUGCAGGAAAUCAACCAGAAUUUGGCUGAGGAGACUGGUCUGAACAUCACUCACAUUUGCCUCCCUCCAGAUAGCAGUGAAGCCGAGAUUAUAGAUGAAAUCUUAAAGAUUAAUGAAGAUACCAGAGUACAUGGCCUUGCCCUUCAGAUCUCUGAGAACUUGUUUAGCAACAAAGUCCUCAAUGCCUUGAAACCAGAAAAAGAUGUGGAUGGAGUAACAGACAUAAACCUGGGGAAGCUGGUGCGAGGGGAUGCCCAUGAAUGUUUUGUUUCACCUGUUGCCAAAGCUGUAACUGAACUUCUUGAAAAAUCAGGUGUCAACCUAGAUGGAAAGAAGAUUUUGGUAGUAGGGGCCCAUGGGUCUUUGGAAGCUGCUCUACAAUGCCUGUUCCAGAGAAAAGGGUCCAUGACAAUGAGUUCCCAGUGGAAAACACCCCAGCUUCAAAGGAAGCUUCACGAGGCUGACAUUGUGGUCCUAGGCUCACGUAAGCCAGAAGAGAUUCCCCUUACUUGGAUACAACCAGGAAUUACUGUUCUCAACUGCUCCCAUGACUUCCUGUCAGGGAAAGUUGGGUGUGGCUCUCCGAGAAUACAUUUUGGUGGACUCAUUGAGGAAGAUGAUGUGAGUCUCCUUGCUGCAGCUCUGCGAAUUCAGAAUAUGGUCAGUAGUGGAAGGAGAUGGCUUCGUGAACAGCAGCACAGGCGGUGGAGACUUCACUGCUUGAAACUUCAGCCUCUCUCCCCUGUGCCAAGUGACAUUGAGAUUUCAAGAGGACAAACUCCAAAAGCUGUGGAUGUCCUUGCCAAGGAGAUUGGAUUGCUUGCAGAUGAAAUUGAAAUCUAUGGCAAAAGCAAAGCCAAAGUACGUUUGUCCGUGCUAGAAAGGUUAAAGAAUCAAGCAGAUGGGAAAUACGUCUUAGUUGCUGGGAUUACACCCACCCCUCUUGGAGAAGGGAAGAGCACAGUUACUAUUGGGCUUGUGCAGGCGCUGACUGCACACCUGAAUGUCAACUCCUUUGCCUGUCUGAGGCAGCCUUCCCAAGGACCAACGUUUGGAGUGAAAGGAGGAGCCGCGGGUGGUGGAUACGCCCAGGUCAUCCCCAUGGAGGAGUUCAACCUUCACUUGACUGGAGACAUCCACGCCAUCACUGCUGCCAAUAACUUGCUGGCUGCCGCCAUCGACACGAGGAUUCUUCAUGAAAACACACAAACAGAUAAGGCUCUGUAUAAUCGACUGGUUCCUUUAGUGAAUGGUGUCAGAGAAUUUUCAGAAAUUCAACUUGCUCGGCUGAAAAAACUGGGAAUAAAUAAGACUGAUCCGAGCACACUGACAGAAGAGGAAGUGAGUAAAUUUGCCCGUCUCGACAUCAACCCGUCUACCAUCACGUGGCAGAGAGUACUGGAUACAAACGACCGAUUUCUACGAAAAAUAACCAUCGGGCAGGGAAACACAGAGAAGGGCUAUUUCCGGCAGGCGCAGUUUGACAUCGCAGUGGCCAGCGAGAUCAUGGCGGUGCUGGCCCUGACGGACAGCCUCGCGGACAUGAAGGCACGGCUGGGAAGGAUGGUGGUGGCCAGUGACAAAAGUGGGCAGCCUGUGACAGCAGAUGAUUUGGUGAGUGUUUCCAACCCGGAAGCUUCAGGGAGUGGGCAGUCCUCGUUCUUUGUUACCAGAAAAAGAAAGGCUUUCUUCCUUUUCUCAGUGGGUGUAAUGAAGAUACAGAAAAAGUUUCUACACACAUUUCUUUCCUCACAAGCAUGUUUGUCUGACCGCUUCCUAAUGUUCUCAUACCUGAAGGUGUCCCCUGAGCUGAGGAAGGGAGGACUGAACACCUUUGAACAGGUGUCUGCAGCCCCGGGGGAGGGGUGCAGGAUGCGUAGGUGCCAAGGCCACGCCGUCCUGCAGCAGGUUGUCCUUCCCGUCUUUCCUCUCCCCGAUCCUUCUGCCAGCAGGCACGUGUCCUCAAAGGGGACACCUGUGUUCGUGCAUGCGGGCCCUUUUGCUAACAUUGCUCACGGCAACUCUUCAGUGUUGGCUGAUAAAAUUGCCCUGAAACUGGUUGGUGAAGAAGGAUUUGUAGUGACCGAAGCUGGCUUUGGUGCUGACAUCGGAAUGGAGAAAUUCUUCAACAUCAAGUGCCGAACUUCCGGCUUGGUGCCCAACGUGGUUGUGUUGGUGGCAACGGUGCGAGCUCUGAAGAUGCAUGGAGGCGGGCCAAGUGUAACCGCUGGUGUUCCUCUUAAGAAAGAAUAUACAGAGGAGAACAUCCAGCUGGUGGCAGAUGGCUGCUGUAACCUCCAAAAGCAAAUUCAGAUCGCUCAGCUCUUUGGGGUUCCUGUUGUGGUGGCUCUGAAUGUCUUCAAGUAUUUAGAGCGAAUUUAUAAUAUGGGUUCGUUUUCUUUCAAAAAUCGUAAUGGAAAGUGCAACCCAAACCUUUCUCUGACAGGACCGCCUCGCGUGAGAUUGGACUUGGUGUGGGCUUGCAAAGCGGGCUGGUGCCUUUGUGCUCCUGCUAUCCUGGUCGAGUUGGUGGACAAGGUCGGUGGACCUGGCUGGGCUGUGAGAGGGCUGCGAGAAAAGAGCCGGAUUCCAGUUUCCUGUAUGAUGUUUCAGUUUGUGUUUCUCCAGCUUCCAGUUGUGGACAAGAUAAGAACCAUUGCCCAGGCUGUCUAUGGAGCCAAAGAUAUUGAACUCUCUCCUGAGGCACAAGCCAAAAUAGAUCGUUACACUCAACAGGGUUUUGGAAAUUUGCCCAUCUGCAUGGCAAAGACCCACCUUUCUCUGUCUCACGAACCUGACAAAAAAGGUGUGCCGAGGGACUUCAUCUUACCUAUCAGUGAUGUCCGGGCCAGCAUAGGCGCUGGGUUCAUUUACCCUUUGGUCGGAACGAUGAGCACCAUGCCAGGACUGCCCACCCGGCCCUGCUUUUAUGACAUAGAUCUUGAUACCGAAACAGAACAAGUUAAAGGCUUGUUCUAAGUGGACAAGGCUCUCACAGGACCCGAUGCAGACUCCUGAAACAGACUACUCUUUGCCUUUUUGCUGCAGUUGGAGAAGAAACUGAAUUUGAAAAAUGUCUGUUAUGCAAUGCUGGAGACACAGUGAAAUAGGCCAAAGAUUUCUUCUUGGUUCAAGAUGAAUUCUGUUCGCAGCGGAGUGUGGCAUUCAGCAAAAGGACCUCCACCAAGACUGAAAGAAACUAAUUUAUUUCUGUUUCUGUAGAGUUUACAUUAUUUCUACUGCUUACACUUUAGAAUGUUUAUUUUAUGGGGACUAAGGGAUUAAAGGAGUGUGAACUAAAAGGUAACAUUUUCCACUCUCAAGUUUUCUACUUUGUCUUUGAACUGAAAAUAAACAUGGAUCUAGAAAA
This is a messenger RNA of Cercocebus atys (sooty mangabey), 3973 nucleotides long. It is a transcript of the gene MTHFD1L, whose product is annotated as methylenetetrahydrofolate dehydrogenase (NADP+ dependent) 1-like. Lineage: Eukaryota; Metazoa; Chordata; Mammalia; Primates; Cercopithecidae. The record is from RefSeq and is a predicted model, not a curated record. The coding region runs from base 283 to 3582 and encodes 1099 amino acids. Gene Ontology annotation, molecular function: formate-tetrahydrofolate ligase activity; ATP binding; methylenetetrahydrofolate dehydrogenase (NADP+) activity. Gene Ontology annotation, cellular component: mitochondrion; cytosol. Gene Ontology annotation, biological process: tetrahydrofolate interconversion. The transcript has 28 exons.